GUUUAAAUGAAUACUCUGCAGUUCAAAAUACGUGUUUUGGUCAAAUCGAACAACUUUUUCACCAACCAAACAGCAAUCCAAGAACAAAAACGUGGCUUUUGUCCUCCUCUGCUCCUCCAACAACUUCAUAUCAAGGCUAAAUAAAUGAAAUCAGAAUGCCCCUGCUUUUAAAUUAAAAAAAAAAAACAUCUCGGCCUUUCUUCCUUGUUAAAACUCAGAAGAAUCAAUGGCUUCUACUUCUUCUUCAUUUCUCCAUAUCUUUCAGACCAAAACCAGCCUCCAAACCUCUAAAGACACAGAAAACUUCCCUUCCCAGCAUAAGCAACGCCAUUACUCCUCUCCUUCACUGAAAAAAAUUCAGCAAACCACAGCAGCCAAAUUGGGUUUUCACCGCCAAAGUCUUGCUCUUCAGAGAAGUUUCAUGAACAGGACCAAAUGCGCUGUAAAUCUGGAAUCACCAUUGAUGAAUAUGGAUGAAAAAGAAGCUCCUUUGAGAAUCGGAAUCGUUGGUUUGGGAAAUUUCGGACAGUUUAUAGCUCAGGGUCUGAAGCGGCAAGGCCAUCAAGUCUUGGCCACUUCAAGAUCCGACUACACCGAUUACUGCAAGCUGAAUGGAAUCCACUUUUUCAGGAGCAUGGAUGGUAUGUGUGAGGAAAAGCCAGAUAUCAUGUUAAUAUGCAGCUCAAUCCUAUCCACAGAGAAAAUCGUCCGCACAAUUCCCUUUCAUAAGCUUAAACCAGAUACAAUAUUUGUCGAUGUUUUAUCAGUAAAGCAGUUCCCUAAAAAUCUCUUCCUUGAGGUUCUUCCUCCAGAGUUUGGUAUAGUAUGCACUCAUCCCAUGUUUGGUCCAGAGAGCGGCAAAGAUGGUUGGGCCGGACUGCCAUUUGUGUUCGACCGGGUUCGUGUCAUCCGUGAUAGCUUGCAGACCUUAAACUGCCAACGGUUCUUAAGCAUCUUCGAGCAUGAGGGCUGUAGAAUGGUAGAAAUGUCAUGUGAGGAACAUGACCGACAUGCUGCGGGUAGCCAGUUCAUAACUCAUACCAUUGGAAGAAUCCUAUCUCAAUUAAACUUGGAGUCCACGCCUAUAAACACCAAAGGAUAUGAGACCCUCUUGAAGCUAACUGAGAAUACGGUCAGCGACAGCUUCGAUUUGUACUACGGGCUCUUCAUGUACAACGUUAAUGCUACAGAACAAAUUGAUAAUCUUGAUAGGGCGUUUGAUACAGUGAAGCAGAAGCUCUUCAGGAGAUUACACGACAUACUUCGAAAGCAAAUAGUUGAGAGAGUUCCAAUUCCCAUGGAAUUGAAUGUUGAGAGAUUAAGGAAGAAGAACUCGGUCUCUGCUCCUUCAUUCCUUCCGAAGGCUCAAGACAUGUACAUAAAGGAUAUUUCCUCGUUUGCUGUGCGUGGGGAAGUAAUUGCCAAUUCGAAGGCUCUGCCUCCAGGCAUUCUGUAA
Molecule: messenger RNA, 1456 nt
Organism: Phalaenopsis equestris
Lineage: Eukaryota; Viridiplantae; Streptophyta; Magnoliopsida; Asparagales; Orchidaceae
Product: arogenate dehydrogenase 2, chloroplastic-like
Exons: 7
Coding region: 227-1456 (409 amino acids)
Biological process (GO): L-tyrosine biosynthetic process
Molecular function (GO): prephenate dehydrogenase (NAD+) activity; NAD+ binding; arogenate dehydrogenase (NADP+) activity
Source: RefSeq, a predicted model, not a curated record